This is a messenger RNA of Branchiostoma floridae (Florida lancelet), 2420 nucleotides long. Its product is annotated as fibroleukin-like. The transcript is spliced from 12 exons. Gene Ontology annotation, molecular function: protein binding. The coding region runs from base 223 to 2121 and encodes 632 amino acids. Lineage: Eukaryota; Metazoa; Chordata; Leptocardii; Amphioxiformes; Branchiostomatidae. The record is from RefSeq and is a predicted model, not a curated record.
GAAGAAUGCAAGAAACAAAGGUCUUCAAACUUCGAUGUCGUAAGCAACAAGCGUGAAAUCACUUGCUUCCAAAAUUACACAGGAGACAAACUCAUAUAAGGAGACAAGGAAAAACAAAUUACGUUUGUAUAUACUAUACAACAGUCUUAAUCCUCCAGAAGGUGGUGGAUCUGGUAGCACUAGUACUGAUAUUGUCUACGUCACAAGGCGGUGGGAAGGAGGAUGGAGGACCCGUCGGUCCGCGAGAGCAAGGGAAUGCAAGGCCAAAUUGCGACAGCGCCCCCUUCCUAUGAAGAAGCAACUGCAGCCAUCCAAAUGCAAAACCUGACACUCGGCGUCGGUGUCCCCUCGGUACGCACCGUCAGAGCGACCGUUGUCCAGGCCUUCCCGGCUCAGGGUCCGGAUUACCUGAAACUCAACACAGGGGACCAGGUACAGGUCAUCACGCAGCACGUCAAGGGGAUGGGAGGGGUCUGGGUGGCUGUUCACAGCGGCAAGGUGGGGAAAGUGAGCCCGGUGGGUCUCAAAGUCCACUAUGAGCCGGUCGACCUUGUGCCAAAGCCACCAACUUCGAGUCCGCAGGUUCAAACCCUGACUGCCCAGGCAGUACGACCACACACCCCGAGCGGACCUGGCCAGCUGACGCUCCAGAUGUGGGAGGUAGUACAAGUGGUGGAUCAGCCUCCUACAGGUCCCUGGGCAGUCGUGAGUGGAGAUAAGCUUGGAAUGGUCGAUCCAGGGUGCCUCAAGAUUAUGCCGUGUCAACAGGCUUCACUAAGGGAACAACUUUACAGGGACGGGAAGACAGGGCGGUGGAUCUCAGACCUAAGGGGAAGAGGCCUGCACUCCCUACCCGGUGAGCUGUUCACCUUGUCCGAGACGAGCGAGCUGUACAUCACGGACAACCUGCUGACUGCCCUGCCUGAUGCCCUCACGGGACUGCCCAACCUGCUGCGGCUUAGCGCGGGGAGGAACAAGCUCGGGGUCUUUCCAGAGGUCGUGUUGAGGAUGACGCGGUUGGAAAAUCUGAACAUUGGAGAGAAUGACUUCUGCGGCGUCCCGAGAAACAUCGGACAUCUUCAAAACCUGAAGGAGCUCUGGCUGAAGAGCUUGAACCUUCAGGAGCUACCUGACGAGCUCUGCCUCCUACAAAAUCUGGAACUCCUGCACCUCGGGUGGAACAACCUGACCAGACUGCCAGGCAACUUCGCCCAACUGUCCUCGCUCAACAAGCUCCUGAUGCAGCACAACCGCUUCCAACAGUUUCCGGAGCAGGUGUGCUUCCUCGCCUCCCUCCGGGAGCUGUACCUGGACCAGGGGACAGGAGAGAAGUUCACGGUCAUCCCGGACAGCAUCGGCAACCUGAGGAAACUCAGGGUCAUGGUACUGGACAACAACGCUCUGACGUCACUUCCGACCACGGUUGAUAACGCAAACGACACUGAAGCCGACAAGCCCCAAGCACAAGUGCCCCAUGACUGUCAAGACAUCCUCGACGACGACGAGACCACACCCAGCGGCGUGUACAUGGUGUAUCCAAGGGACAACCUGGGCGGCUUCCUGGUCUUCUGUGAUAUGGACACGGACGGAGGGGGAUGGACGUUGUUCCAGAAACGCCAAGACGGAACAGUGGACUUCUUUCGGGACUGGGCAGACUACAAGACCGGCUUCCCUUCCAACCUGAACGGCGAGUUCUGGCUGGGGAACGACAAGCUGUACCGCCUGGCCGUGCAGAAAGUCUACCAGCUCAGGGUGGAUAUGGAGGAUGUGGAGGGGAACACGGCGUACGCGGCUUACAGCACGUUUGCCAUCUCGCCUGAAUCCCAGAACUACAAACUCCACAUCGGGACUUACACCGGUACUGCAGGGGAUAGCCUGUCGUUACAUGACGGGAAACCAUUCAGUACAAAGGACAGAGACAACGACGAGAGCUCUUCCGGAAGCUGUGCUCAGUCGAUCAAAGGUGCGUGGUGGUACGGUAAUUGCCACCACUCCAACCUGAACGGGCUGUACCACCUGGGUACUCAUGACAGUCACGGUGACGGCGUCAACUGGUACCACUGGAAGGGUUACAAAUACUCCUUGAAGCGCACGGAGAUGAAAAUCCGGCCAACUCCGUAACUUCAUACAUUAUAUUCUAUCGUUCAUGCCACUGAAACAGAUGUGAAAACGACAAUAUGUUACCUAUUAAUUUUAUGAUCGAGAUUUAGAUAUUGAAUGCUUACACAUCAUACCCUCCUUAACAAGAACUGUAUUGUCAAUUCCAGUGUUGUAAGAUUUCUUUUAAGUUAAAUCCUACACUUAGAGUAAAACAUCAGAAUUAGUCUUGAAUUUCCUGUACAGAGAGAUAUAGUGUGAAAUCUUUCAUUACCACUGGGACUAAAAAAUUAAAUUUAUCUCUAAAUAAGGCAAAAAGUUCG